CCAUGCUCGCUGCUCGACGCCUUCACUGAACGCAUCCGCAACACGCUCGGCACGCCACGAGAAUCUCGACGGGACGUGUACGCCUUCCCUCGAACGCGCGUUUAAACUUUAUGUUCGAACGCAGCUUUGAACUUUCGAUAAAUUCCGGUGGUUUUCGAGAUAGUUCGAAUCGUGCGGUUAAGCUUGAUUCCUAUUGGAUGCUUUUACAUCGAUCGUUUUGUUAUUCUGCAGAAAAGGUGUCGCAACUUUUAUCAGAACCUGAUAUCAUCUGCCGUUUGAUGAGGAGUGUCAUUUCUGCUAAGAUGUGAAUGACACUCUUGGUGCAGUCGAAUACUUCCUUGUUUCUACCUGUUUGCAACCAGAACGCCCAUGUGACACCAAAAUGAAGAGCUGCCCGUUUGAUCAUCUUGUAUAGCUGAAGCUGAAUGACGAUUGCCCUGAGACGGAGUUCAAUAAAUGGCUCUUCUAUGAUUCAGGCUCACACAACAUGAUGUUGUUAUAGCGACUCUGGACUAACAGAGGAGUUGCGGAGGCGAUGGAUGGAUGGAACUCCUCGGUGCAGCAGAAUCCACACUUGGGCAACGAGGAUGAGGACAGCGUAGAGCUGGACGUGGACAAUAAACUGGAGACGCCCUACGUGGAGAUCUACUUCGACCCCCCGCCGCCCAAGAUGCCACCCAUUCCGCCCCCGCCGGACCUCAUGCCCACGCCUGGCGGUCCAAUUGUGGUGAGAACAGAAGAGGCGCUAAUCGUCAUAUUUGUGCUCAUACUGUGGGUCGCUGCAAUAGCUUUGUUCUUCAACCGAUGGGGGAAAAUCCGGAUGCUGGAACCGUAUCAACCGAAAUUCCACGAGGAACAUCGGACCAGCUGCCCCAUGGUUGAAUACCAGAUAGCCGGAGGUGGCCUUGCUCAUUGUCAGCACCGGACCUCGGUCUCGAAGUACGCGGUGAACACGGUGAACCUGGAGGCGGCCCCGAUGCCCUCCUCGAUCUUCCCGACGAUCAACCCGACCUACCGGAACCUCUCGCGGCCGCGGCAGAACUCGGUCUUCACCGAGCCGAAGACGUUCCCGGCCGUGGAGAACCCGCGCAAGGUCAAGUCCGCCAUGGACAUCCAGAGUCUCAUCCUCAACGAGAUGACGCCCUACCGGGGGAGCCGCUCCAUGAUCCCCAUCGGCGACCGCCGCACCAGCUGCUUCGGCAACUUCGUCUCCCCCUCCCACGACCGGCGACCCUCCUGCUGCCUCUACCCGCCGGUCACCGAGUUCCGCCGCCACUCCGGCGACCUCCUCUGCUACAAGGACCGACCCCACCUCGCGCCCAACUUCGUCCCCGUCGCCGCGCGACGCCCCUCCUGCUGCGUCGGCGUCGGCGACUACUUCCCCACCCGCAAGAUGUCCUGCGUCGGCGGCGACAACAUCCUCCCCACCACCGCUGGCGUCACGAGCAGUCUCCUCAAGUCGCCGAUCGCCGACGCGGCCAAGAAGGAGCGGGAGAAAGAGAGGGAGAGGUGGGACGGCCCGUCGACCUCCACGGCGGGCCCGAGCGGGACCCGCAAGACCUCGGUCAGCGCCGAUCUCUUGGCGCCCCUCAAGUCCUUGACUAAAGACCGCCGUACCUCCUUCAAUAAUGUCCUUGCUCAGGUCACCUCGGAGCGGCGCGCUUCCUCAAGUAUAUUGCGACUGGCGAGUAAUGUUUCUAAUGUAUGAAUCCAGGCCAGGUGGUCGAUGUCAGUAAUGUAAGUGCACCUUGCCGCUCGGGGCUAGAGUCCCUUUAUACUGAGAGUCAAGACAACACCCCUCAUGGAGUCACAAACGGGAAUAAAGAUUACAGAAAUUGAACGUUUUUCGUAAUCUUUGAUCGGCCCAUUCUCGAAUUCCU
This is a messenger RNA of Bemisia tabaci, 1880 nucleotides long. RefSeq lists its product as uncharacterized. The record is from RefSeq and is a predicted model, not a curated record. Lineage: Eukaryota; Metazoa; Arthropoda; Insecta; Hemiptera; Aleyrodidae.